AGGCAUUGCGUCUAUACGAUCAAUCAUCCGAAGGUAUAGCAGAUCGAGAAAUUAUCCGCUGUCAUGCUGUUCUCGGUACAUUUUACAAAUAUACUAAACGGUAUAAGUUAGCAUUGAAACACUUCUCUACUGCUCUUUCACUAUGGCGAAUGACAGCUGGCCCCAUGGAUGCUGAUCGUUCUAUCGGUGCAGUUUAUUAUCAUACGGCUGAUAUUUAUUACAAAUUACGUUUGCCGUAUCCGUCAUCCAUUGCUCAAUACUUUUAUUUCUGGAAUCAAUAUCGAAUUGGCCAGAUGAAUUCUCAGCAGAGAACAAGCUCAUCAUUAACUGAGUCCAAUCCUGGGCAUAUCAAUGGGUUUUCUAUCCAAAUUCUAAUAGACCUCGAUUGA
Adineta ricciae is the source of this 389-nucleotide messenger RNA. Lineage: Eukaryota; Metazoa; Rotifera; Eurotatoria; Adinetida; Adinetidae. The record is from the annotation of a GenBank genome assembly.